This is a messenger RNA of Paraglomus brasilianum, 1563 nucleotides long. NCBI's taxonomy places the organism in Eukaryota, Fungi, Glomeromycota, Glomeromycetes, Paraglomerales, Paraglomeraceae. The record is from the annotation of a GenBank genome assembly.
AUGACAAAGCCAAAUAUAUUUAGCAAGAUCAGGACUACAAGUGAAAGCGAAAAUAAAAAUGACCGCAACGACAAUGGGAGUGGAAUUCCAGAGGAAAGGAAAAUUACCAAGAAUAGGGAUAGAGUGAUACCCACUACACCGACUUCUCCAGAUGUAACCGCUCAAAACAUACAUUCGCGUCGUAUAUAUUCUUCAGACAUAAACCCACAUCCCGCAUAUUCAUCUCCAAAAAUAAACCCACUUCAAUCGCACCCACCCAUUUUGCGCCAAAACUCCCUCCCAACAUUCACGACCUCCAACUCUUCCACGACCAACAACUCGGCCGAAAAGAUGUUUCUGAAAUUCUAUCGCGAAGCUGAAUCUAUCUCUGACAUCAAUCAGAGAUGUACAUUCCUCCUCAAUCAAUGUCAAAACUUAUCCGAAAAGGUCUCCAAGUACGCAAGUACCUUGAAAAUAUACCAAGGACAAGUCGAUAUUUUUGAGAAAGCGGCUGAGGCAAAGGAAAGAGAUCAUAAAUUAAAGAUGAGUAAAGAGCAAGAGAAGAGAUUGAAAUUUGAAAAAGAGUUGCAGACAUCGAAAGCCUUGUUAGACACUUUACACCAAAAUACAACAUCUGUGAUAAAAUGGUCAGAUUCAGAUCCAAAUAAUUCUGUGUACAUCUCACGAGCGCUCGAAUCGUUGCUCGAGCCACUUUUAGAGAUAGGCCAUACUAAACGUCAUGUUGACAUUAAUCAGGCUCAAGCAGCGGAAUUGCUAAAAAUGUAUAAUUGUAAAAUGAAAGUCGGGGAGCAAGGAUUUAAAGUGGUAUUGAGCUGCGCUCUGCAACGACUGGUCGUUGAGAGCGUGCUUAGCUUCAUGAGCACAUGGUUAGGACACGUUGGAUAUCCGCAAAAGGAGAGCGUGAAUGGAAAAGUGAGCAAGAUUGUCGCAGAGUGGGUUAGGAGGGUAGAACAGUCGGGCGUGGGAAAUACAAACGAGAUUUACGGCACGGCUAAUCCGGAUUCGCAAGAAUUCGAAAUAGUAAAGCAUUCAAAUUAUUUAUUAACGAUAAUGGAAAAUUUCAAAAAUAAGUCUGAUGCAAAAGGAAUCCAUGAGCAGACGAGAGUACUGAUCAGGCAGCAGGUUUCUUCCUUGUUGGGCCAGCAUGCGUUUGCACCAUCUUCCCAAACCGUUUCGGGGCAACCACGUCCACACCCAUUCAUUUUAUUCUUGACAUCCGAGAUCAUAUCGCUUGUUUCUACCUACGUCUCAUAUCGUUCUUUCACUUCUCGGACUUCCUUUCCAUAUUCACAUCCUCUUUACCCCACAGUCGUAUCUUUCCUUCAGUCACUAAUUUCUGUAAUGCAUUUCCAACUCGCAACCCAAGAUCCUGUACCUCAAUGGAGGUUUUAUGAAGCCGGGGAUAGAAAAAAACAAAAGAAAGGAGGAUUGGAAGUUGAGAUAUGUUGGUUUCCAAUCGUCGCAUUAAAUACCGACAUUGUUAAGAAGCCGGAUCAGAACAGAAGUAUUUAUUGUAAAGCGAGAGUCUGGGCACGAAAAAGUGGUCUCGAUGACGGCAAAUGA